Botrytis cinerea B05.10 is the source of this 1259-nucleotide messenger RNA. RefSeq lists its product as hypothetical. The transcript has 3 exons. Bases 301 to 1026 code for a protein of 241 amino acids. NCBI's taxonomy places the organism in Eukaryota, Fungi, Ascomycota, Leotiomycetes, Helotiales, Sclerotiniaceae. Gene Ontology annotation, molecular function: hydrolase activity. The record is from RefSeq and is a predicted model, not a curated record.
GGUAUAGUUGUUAGCUCAUUGUUAUCGGUACGGAUUAUUGAUGUGAUGUGAGCCAAGUUAAUGGGACGAGACUGACGAAACAUACCAAGAAAGUGUAAAAAUAUAUAUAUGAGCAUUAAACAUCCUCUCAUUUUUUGUGUAUCAGUUUCAUCUCAUCUCAUCUCAUCUCAUCUCAUCUCAUCUCAUCUCAUCUCAUCUCAUCUCAUCUCUUUCGAUUCUUCAUCUCUCAUCCUCGCUGUGACAUCUUUCCCGCACACAUUCAGCUUGAUCCAGUUUACCGUCCACCGCACACCACCCAAAAUGCAUUCACCACUCGUCCUACUCUCCCUCCUCUCAAUCUUCUCCAAUUUUCUCAUCCACGCAAACCCUCUUCCUCUCCCUGUCCCCCAGCCCGAUACCUCUGCCGUAAACGCAACCGCAGCCUGCACUGAUAUCCGCAUCAUCACCGCUCGCGCAUCCACCGAAUUGCCCGGUGAAGGUAUCAUCGGCGCUCUAGCUUCUGCCAUCCAACUCGGGACUAGCAAAUCGGUCACGCGAACGUCUGUUUCCUAUCCGGCUGUGCUGGCACCUUAUGCACCCAGUGUUGCAAGUGGUGUUGCAGCCAUGAAGGCAGAUAUCAUUGCGGCGGUUGAUGCGUGUCCGUCGCAGAAAAUUGUGCUUUUAGGGUACUCCCAGGGUGCGGAAUGUAUCAGUGAUACGCUCGGAGGCGGAGGGGGCGGAACGUUGGGAACGAAAACUCCGGCUAUCGACUCCUCGUAUGGUUCUCAUAUUAAAGCAGCGGUUAUGAUGGGCGAUCCUCGCUACAUGGUCAACCAACAAGCAUUUCACGUGGGAACCUGUUUCCAAAACGGACUCUUUCCCCGCACGAGCGAUCAAUCGCUCACGAGCUAUUCCAGUAUCGUGAAAUCGUACUGCGAUUUUGGAGAUCCAUUUUGUUGCUCGGGUUUGGAUACCUUGGCUCAUUUGACUUAUGUGACGAAGUAUCAAUCGUUGGCUUUGUCUUUUGUUUUGGGGAAGAUUGCUUAGAGGCAGAUAGGGUAGAAAAGAGACUUGGAAUGAUGAGAGAAGGAAGAGUAAGGAAUGGUGAGGUGUGAGUGAAGGAAACGAUGAGGUACGUUGCCUUUGGCGAUGGUACAUUUUAUGCUUCUCUUUUUUAUAUAUACUUUUCUCUUCUUUGUAUCUACCUUUUUUUUUUUACGACGAUGAAGUUGGAGUAGGGGGAGUGGCAUUCAACAUGCUAUUAUGAAAAUCUUCUUCCA